Miniopterus natalensis is the source of this 4994-nucleotide messenger RNA. NCBI's taxonomy places the organism in Eukaryota, Metazoa, Chordata, Mammalia, Chiroptera, Miniopteridae. The record is from RefSeq and is a predicted model, not a curated record.
GUAAAUAUUUGCUGAAAGAAAAGUAAAGACCUGCAUCUUGAAGAGGUGGACUGCACCCUAGUGAUGACGGCACUUGCUGGGUGAGGUCUCCCUUUAAAGCAGGUCAGUCUGCCCAUCAAGCCUGGGAGGGAAGCAGGGCUCCCAGUCCGACACGAACACCAAUAUAUACCAUGGAUCAAGUGUUCACUGUAUGCUCAUGCUUCUGGACAGAACACUUUAUUUGCAUCGUCUCUCUUAGAUAUUACCACAACUGUAUGAAAUAGAACCUAUCGUCUCCAUUUAUGGAAGCAGAGGCUGAGGCUCAGAGAGGUGCAGGAACUCAGCCAAGGUCACACAGCUACUGAAUGGUGAAGCCAGCAUUUGAAUUCACAUAUUUCCCAUACCAAAGGCCAUGUUUUAACCUGCUGCAUUCCCCUGCUUCUGGCUCAGGAGAGCAGGUGUUGGGUGGUACAAGACACAGACUGUUAUCCCAGAUUCCAGCCAGAAGAGGACUUCAGAAUACUGUGCCAUGGUGGCACAGACGGCAGAUGGUGUGGAUGCUGACCUCUGGAAAGACGGCUUGUUUAAGUCCAAGGUUACCAGAUACCUGUGUUUCACGAGAUCGUUUUCCAAAGAAAAUAGUCACUUAGGGAACGUCUUGGUGGACGUGAAGCUCAUUGACGUCAAGGACACUCUGCCUGUAGGCUUCAUCCCGAUUCAGGAGACGGCGGACACACAGGAAGUAGCUUUUAGAAAGAAGAGGCUGUGCAUUAAAUUUAUCCCACGGGAUUCCACGGAAGCUGCGAUCUGUGACAUUCGGAUCAUGGGCCGGACCAAGCAGGCCCCUCCUCAGUACACGUUUAUUGGGGAACUGAACAGCAUGGGGAUCUGGUAUCGCAUGGGCAGAGUGCCAAGGAAUCAUGACUCAUCUCAACCCACAACACCUUCCCAGUCAUCAGCUGCUUCCACCCCGGCCCCCAACCUUCCCAGGCACAUCUCUCUAACGCUCCCUGCCACCUUCCGAGGCAGGAACAGCACGCGGGCUGACUAUGAGUACCAGCACUCCAAUCUGUAUGCCAUAUCAGCAAUGGAUGGUGUGCCUUUUAUGAUUUCAGAGAAGUUUUCUUGUGUUCCAGAAAGUAUGCAGCCCUUUGAUCUGUUGGGAAUCACCAUCAAAUCUCUGGCAGAAAUUGAGAAAGAGUAUGAGUACAGCUUCCGCACAGAGCAGAGUGCCGCUGCCAGGCUCCCACCCAGCCCCACACGCUGCCAGCAGAUCCCCCAGUCCUGAGGGCCCAGGUGCCACCUGCCACUUGCGGGGAGAAGAUCCAUCGGCCCAGACUACUGAGCGCCCCGCCUCGCCUGCUCCCUCCUGCCGCCUUCACACUGCCCAGCGGGGCUUGUCUGGGAGACUCCGGGCAGCUGAGCAUUACGUCUUCGUCAUCAGCUUGCCUGACAUGACACCCACCUCUCUGGGGAUGUUGUUUGUAACCUCCACUAACCUAUGUGUGCUGUAGUGACCAGCGACUCCCAACGUGUCUGUGACGAGCAGCCAUCCUAUAAACAGCCCUACCCACCCCGGGAGUCACCUGAGGACCCUGGACAGGUGCUCAGACCACCCAGUGAUGCCACCAGCUCCCUUCACUCCUGUCACCUGCCACUAAGCCAUCGCUUUCCUCCUGGGAGAGCCUGAGGGGUUGUGGCUUUGCACAGGCCCCUCUGUGGCUCCCUGAACACCCAGCCCCAGGGCUGCUGUGGAACAAGGCCCUCAGUCCAGCAGCAUUAAGUGCCCCCAACAUUUCACGACCACCCUGAGGAACACGGGAAAAAGCAGCCGGUGGCCCAAGUGGACCACGCCUGGCCCCCUGCCCCACUGUGGACAUCAGUGCUUGGACUCAUCACCAUUCCCACACCGGAUGUCCUGAAGUCAGGGAGGACUUGCUGUCUGGGCAGGAAGGCAGAGUGCCCGGUGCUUGCUGCCCAGGACGCUGUGCUCACCCACUUCAUACCCACUUCCCCCAAAGGGCUCGUCUCUGCAGCGCCCACGUGCUAUCAGCAGUACCAACUGCCUCUGCCCGGUGCCCUGACCCAGUGACCACAGCAACUGGCCCUCCCAGGUCCUCGAGCGAGAGGCUCUGUGAGCCACUGCCCAGCCCCAGGGGGACAGGAACGGGGACACAUAGUCACCUGACUUAUGGAGCCAGGAGUUGUCUUGAUUCCUCUGCUCAUAGGAAUGAUUGUUUUGAAGAGUCCUCCUGACCCAGGUCACUGCACCGGGGCAGCACUGACAUUUCUGCCACUCAUGGCCAAGUAGACACAGUGCCAGCUGCCAAGUUCGACUCCUACACGUCUGCCAUGAGAACAGGGGUUGCUGCCAUGUCUGGAGGCUCGGGCCGGCACCCCAGUUGCCUGCCUUGACUGGCUGUUGGUGUCUCCCAUCUUGGGGGGUAACCAGAUGAUUGGAGCUUUGGACAAGAGGUUCGGUGUGUAUCUGGAGGCUGGCAGGCAGCCCAGAAGAGCCAUGGCCAGGAACAGACCCUCCUCCCUGCAGUCCCUGGAAUGGCACAAGGUUAGCUGGGUGGCAACAGGAAUCAGCCACUAGUUAGGAGAGUGGCCACUGGCUAAGAAGCAGGGUGGGGCAAAAAAAAUACCUCAUGUACCUGUCAGCCCCGCCAUCUCCAGCCCCUCACCUCUCGCCCCUGGGCCAGCCCCUCCAUUUUCAUUUUAAUACCUCCUGAUUUCUGUGCAUUAGGGAAGCAGUUGCCUUGCCUCACCUCCCCCAAAACCUGAGGACAUUUGGUGAGACUGGCCUUCCAUUCCUCCCACACAGCAAGGUGGCAGGAAAAGACAGUUUGUGGAACCCACCAGGGCCCGGGAGGCUUUGGGGUGGAGACAGCAGUCCCCAUGAGGACCUUUUGGGAUUGGUGCUCAACCAGGAGAGAGCUGAAUGGUCUCAAAUGUACCCACAGGAAUAAGCUAGUUGUGCUUCUGGGAAAUGUAGGGAGCCCUGUGGGGCCCAGAGAACAUGUGUAUAGUGCUGCUUUGUGGCUGGGUGGCUGGUUCAAAACAAGUGACCUGUGUAACCCAAACCCAAUAGGUGAGGUCCAGCAGGCCUGGGGGGCAGAGCUCUGAUUACUUCUGUCCAGCUCGCUUGGUUUGUGCACUCUGUCCUUCUGUCUCUUUCAUGCCCUGCUUGUGAGAUCAUCUCUGAUGGUAGUGCCCAGCGGCCCCUCUCCCUUGACCAGUGAAUGACCAGGCAUCUCAGCAGCUCUGAUGGGCCCAGAAGGUUCAAAUACGACCAUGUAGGACCCAGUGGCGAGGGUGGUUGUUAGUGAAAGGAGGAGGGGUGUCCACAGCUCCCCAUUCACGCCCCCGGGGGGCCACCUGGAAGAGGGCAAACCUGUGCGGACUUGGGCAAGCAAGAGCCCUCCGCAGCAUUAGACUCAGUCUAGGUAGCGGCAUUGACUGUGAACGUCACAAUAAACGGAGGCUUAAGACAGCCCAGACGGACAGCGUUAAGGCGGCUGUGUGGUAGCUUUUAGGCUGCUCCUAACCUUGCUGCUUUGGCUUGUGAGAGGUGCUUGAGGGUGAGCAAGUGGGUGGGUGACAGGAGGCUGGGGGUGGGUGCCCAGCCCGUGUGAGGCCCUGGCUCACACCUACUAAUUGAAUGACCUUUUGGUUCUUUGUGGGAGGGCACCUUCCUUUACAAACCAUCUGGCCAGGUGGGGAAGGAGGGGAGGAAGGUUCUCUCGGAAACGUGAAGGACAGUGGCCUUGCCCUCAGCCCCAGCACCCUCUGUCCCCCUGAGAAGCCAGCACAGCGUGCCCCUCGCCUUCUCUUCCCUCUGCAAGUUCAAAAUCUCUCUCCAGAGGUCUUGGUAGUGGCACAGGUGAGAGGGACGCACUCAGCUCCAGGUUCACCUGCAGAUUUAUAACAAGGCUUUUCCCCACCCAAGUUCAAGAACUAACAUCUGCCACGACCCUCCUCCACUUGGAGAGGCAGGAACCCCGCUGGUGGGAAGCGACAGGGUUAGACCCCAAGCUGCCUGGCUCCCUGUCGGGAGGGCUGCAGCCUGUCUGCCGGCCUUGCUGAUGACAGGGUCGGUGGUGAGAAGCCACCAAGAUUGGGUUGGGACUGGCUUUUCCGCCUGCCCCAUGUCCUUCAGAGAGGCGGGGGCGACAAGAAGAGUUAGCUCGAGCUAAGCCCAUACUCCUUGCCAGGCAUCAGGCCGGCACCUUAAGCACAUUUUCUCCUGUCAUUCCCCUCAAAAAACAAAUGAACGUACCCAGAUGGAGAAGCAGACUUGUCCAAGGGCACAAGGCUGGUAAGUGGCAGACACAGGAUUUGGAGCCAAGUCCUCCUGGCCCCAGAGCCAUGGUGCCAGCCAUCCCAACAUAAGCACAUGCCUCACAAAGACCUUUUUGUGUCUGGGCCAGUAGCAGACAUCCCAGCCGCCACCAGUCAUGCUGGUGUCACCACACCCUCGACGAGGGCCCCGAGCACAGGUGAGAACGAGAGCCGCCUGCCCGAGCACUCUACCCAGAUGAGGGCUCCCCGGGUCUGCUGGCUGCCCCAUCAUUUGCCAUUUGUGGGGAAGCCCAACCGGCAGCUCCUCUGUGAACCAGGGGGCCUAACAAAGCAGCCACGUGCCUGCUUUGACUGGCUCACUGUCUACUGUAGCCCUGGGGCCUGCAGGAAGAAGCCGGGCACUGCGCUCACCCCAGGCCACCUGGCGCCCUGGGUCAGCCCAGCUUUCCUCACCUGCUGGAAACGUGGCCCUCCGGCAGCUGCAGCUGUCACCACCAUGAGACCGGGUUCCUAUUCUCCCAGCAAAGGGCCAAGCUGCUGUGCGACCGACUGCAGGGCCUCCCACAGGCCACUGCACUUGCCAUAGGAACGGCAUCCUCGCUGCGUGUAUUUAUUCGAGGUGACUCUUGUACUUGGCAAAGGGGAGUUUCACUGUGUGAUUGUCUGUCUCCUUAAUAUAAUUUGUUAAAUAAAUGUUUGUUUUAACAUUU